This is a messenger RNA of Spinacia oleracea (spinach), 939 nucleotides long. RefSeq lists its product as uncharacterized. NCBI's taxonomy places the organism in Eukaryota, Viridiplantae, Streptophyta, Magnoliopsida, Caryophyllales, Amaranthaceae. Bases 79 to 828 code for a protein of 249 amino acids. The record is from RefSeq and is a predicted model, not a curated record. The transcript has a single exon.
CCAACUCUGCUUACCCUCCCCGACACAAUUACACCAUUUUCUCUCUCCAACCCCAAACAAGGCACUAGCCCACCAUUAAUGGAGCCUGAAACCCUUCUUAAUCUUUAUGAUUCUUUUUGGUUUGAUCUUGAUUUAUUCAACAGAAAAAACCCUAGAAGUUUUCAUAAAAUCCCAGAUUUACCCCCUUCAAAUCCUGAUAUUCCCACCCUCCCAACAAUUAAAACUAACACAAAUUUCUCCCUUGGAAAAAAACGCAGUGAAUCCCCAAAUUCUGUUCUUUUUUCACCAAAACUCCAAACUCUAUUUUCUGGGAAAAUCUCAGAAGAUUUUGAUCCCCAAGAAAUGACCGUUACAACCCCAAAAACAGGAUAUUCUCCAUUGAAGGGCAAUUUGGGAAGAAGAAAAAAGAAGGGUUUAAGCAAGAGUUUAUCAGACCUUGAAUUUGAAGAGCUAAAAGGGUUUAUUGAUCUGGGUUUUGUUUUCUCAGAAGAAGAUACAGAUUCAAGUUUGGCUUCAAUUAUUCCUGGAUUACACAGGUUGAAAAACAGUAGCGGUAACACUCGCGUUAAGGAAGAUGAUACAUACAGCCCUUAUGCGAGUAAUCACGAUAUUAAUGACAAUACGAAGAAUGUAGAAACAAUGAAUGAUGGUUGUUAUAAUUCCAUUUCAAGGCCUUACCUUUCAGAAGCAUGGGAGGUACAGGUACUGGAGAAGAAGAGGAGAGAUAAUUAUAUGUUGAAUUGGAGAGUUCCUGCUCCUGAUAAUCAAGUUGAAAUGAAGGAUUAUCUUAAAUUUUGGGCUCACUCUGUUGCUUCCGCUGUUAAAUGAUAAUGUUGGUGUCUUUUUUUGGUUUAUUUUGGGUAUUAUUGUAAUAUAAUCUCUUCUCGUGUUAAAUUUUCUUCAUGUUACUAUAAAUAGUAUGUAGCUCCCUUUUGAUCA